AAAUCGACCUGCCUCUAGCAACUUCCCCUGAAAAAUUGUUGGCAACACCGCUCUCCUCGCCUCUUUCUCAAAACCCAUUGGAUGAGAAAAACAGCUGGUCCAGACCUUCUGACCUUCUCCUCCAAUGGGUUUUGAGAAGGAGGAGAGAGGACGCGAGGAGAAACAAUUGAGAUUCUCCCACAGUUUGGUAUGAGGAGGAAAUCUUUGGGCGCAUUUUUUUUUGGUCAGCACGGUCAUCUAGCUAGCUACAGUCAUACAAUAAACGAUGGCAACGUUUUUCGGAGAGGUUUUAUCUGUUUACUCGCGUGCAGUCGAAGAAGACGACGAUGAUCUGGAUGAUGAAAACGAAGAUGAGCAAAUUCACAGAGAGAUAGAAGAAAAGAGGGAGGUCCAUAUUGCGUGGUGCCCUGAAGUCGCACAAUCACUUGAGGACUCUGGCAGCAACAAAUUGCAAUGCUCAGACCUCAUCAUUGCCGUGGGCACUAAUGCUGCAGGAUUUCUGUCUGCAUAUGUGUUGAACACUGAAAGCUGGGAUGCAGUGGGCCAUGUGUCACUAUGGAAUGAGAGGAGUAGGGGCUCCAGUAGACAGAGCAUUGCCCUACUGCCUGGAGAGCCAGCCUGUCUCUUCUACCGACACAGGGACAACCCAGCAGUCCUGGUCUGCCAAAGCACUUGUUACAUUGCGGAGGACCAACUGUUUCAAUGGACAGAAAAGGUGUUUGGCUGCCUCCAGAAGAGAGGGCUCAGUGUGAUGGUGCUGUCGGACAGCCCUGUGGCUGAGUACAAAACGCCAGACUACCUCUACGGUAGCGCUGUCCCUUUCCUACGCUCCCUCAAGAGCAGUGCCUCCGAGAGCCAGGCCCUCUGCCCUGCACUAGAGCAGCCAAACAUCCUCACUGGACUGCCAGCUGCAGUACUGAGCCACUGCCAAGUUCAUCAGAUUCCAGCUGUUCUGUACCAAUGCUACACUGAUGUCAUCAGCCCAGACUCUAUCACCAUGGAAACCUACAAACCUGCCCUGUUGUGUCUAAGCAAGUUGGUCAAGGGCCAGCCUUGCUGCCCUGUUCUGAACCCAAGGUAGAAGCCACCGGAGAGGGAGACAGAACAGAGGAAGAAGACGCAGGAACCUCCGGAGCCGAUCUUGAAUGGGAAGCUCCCAAGGAAGAAGGCGCUGGAACUUCUGGAUCUAGGGCGGCAAAGCUGUUUCUGGUCUGUAUCAGGUCCGGGCUCAACAUCUCCAAGGAGACCCUGGUUGCAAAAAAGCACAUAAAGAAUGAGCAUGAGAAACAAGAUUCUCUGGUCUGAUACCUCUUUGGCCUGAAUGCCAUGCGUCUCGUCUGGAGGAAACCUGGCACCAUCCCUACGGUGAAGCAUUGUGGUGGCAGCAUCAAGCUGUGGUUAUGUUUUUCAGUGGCAGGGACAUGAAGACUAGUCAGGAUUGAGGAAAAGAUGUACAGAGAUCCUUAAUGAACCUGCUCCAGAGCACUCAGACUAGGGCAAAUGUUGGCCUUCCAACAGGACAACGCAGGAGUGGCUUUGGGACAAGUCUCAACGUCCUUGACUGACCCAGCAAAGCCCAGACUUUAACCUGAACGAACAUCUCUGGAGUGACCUGAAAAUAGCUGUGCAUCAAUGCUCCCCAUCCAACCUGACAGAGCUUGAGAGGAUCUGCAGAGAAGAAUGGGAGAAGCACUCCAAAUAUAGGUGUGCCAAGCUUGUAGCGUCACACUUAAGAAGACUUGUCUGUAAUCGCUGCCAAAGGUGCUUUAACAAAUCACUGAGUAAAGGGUUUGAACUCUUACGUAAAUGUGAGAUUUCAGUUUUUUUUUUUAAAUACAUUUGCAAAAAUGUCAGUUUUUUUUUGUUGUCAUUAUGGGGUAUUGUGUUUAGAUUGAGGGGGGGGGGAUAUUUUAUCAAUUUUAGAAUAAGGCUGUAACAUAUAUAUAUAUAUAUAUAUAUAUAUAUAUAUAUAUAUAUAUAUAUAUAUAUAUAUUUUUUAAGUCUGAGUACUUUCCGAAUGCACUGUAUGUCAUGUUUCUUUCUUACUGAGUUGUCUAUAGAUGUUUAUGGUGUUGAGUACUGCAGAAAAUAUGGAGAGAUUGGGGUUUACACAAGAAACCACAUUACAUCACUGAUGACCCUGUCAGUAUAAUUUGGAAUUCCCGAGAUGACAUCUUUAAAACGUAUAUUCAGUAAUGAACAAUGAUUGAAAAUUAUACUACGAAUGUAGUCUAUUCUGCUGUUAAACAUCACUUUCCAGUUACAUACAGUGCCGUCAGAAAGUAUUCACAUCCCUUGACUUUUUCCAAAUUUUGUUGUGUUACAGCCUGAAUUUAAAAUUUAAUAAAUAUAGAUUUUUCUUUCACUGGCCUACGCACAGUACCCCAUAAUGUCAAAUUGGAAUUAUGUUUUUUGAAAGAUUUACAAAUUAAUUCAAAAUGAAAAGUUGAAAUGUUUUGAGUUAAUAAGUAUUCAACCUUUUUUGUUAUGGCAAGCCUAAAGUACAGAAGUAAAAAUGUGCUUAACAAGUUACAUGGACUCAUUCUGUGCGCAAUAAUAUUUUUUAUUUUUAUUUUUUAUGACUACCUCAUCUCUGUUCCGCACACAUACAAUGAUCUGUAAGGUCCCUCAGUCGAGCAGUGAAUUUCAAACACAGAUUCAACCACAAAGCCAGGGAGGUUUUCCAAUGCCUCGCGAAGAAGGGCACCUAUUGGUUGGUGAAAAAAACAACACACCCAGUCACUACAAAGAUACAGGCUUCCUUCCUAACUCAGUUGCUGGAGAGGAAGGAAACCGCUCGGGGAUGUCACCAUGGGACCAAUAGUGACUUUUAAAACAGUUUAAUGGCUGUGAUAGGGGAAAACUGAGGAUGGAUCAGUAACUUUGUAGUUACUCCACAAUACUAACCUAAUUGACAGUGAAAAGAAGCCUGUACAGAAUAAAAAUAUUUUAAGAUGCAUCCUGUUUGCAAUAAGGCACAAGUUAAACUGAAAAAAAAUUGGCAAAGUAAUUAACUUUUUGUCCUGAAUACAAAGUGCUAUGUUUGGGGCAAAUCCAAAACAACAUAUUACUGAGUACCACUCUCCAUAUUUUCAAGCAGAGUGGUGGCUUCAUCAUGUAAUGGGUAUGGUUGUAAUCAUUAAGGACUUGGGAGUUUUUUAGGAUAAAGGUAAAUGGAAUGGAGGCAAAAUCUUAGAGGAAAACCUGGUUCAAUAUGCUUUCCACCAGACACAGGGAGAUUAAUUGACCUUUCAGCAGGACAAUAACCUAAAACAGUGAAUGUUCCUGAGUGGCCUAGUCAGAGUUUUGAAUCUGCUUGAAAAUCUGUCAAGACUUAAAUGUUUUUCUAUUUAUGAUCAACAACCAACUUGACAGAGUUUGAGUUAUUUUGAAAAGAAUAAUGGGCAAAUAUUGUACAAUCCCAGUAUGGAAAGCUCUUCGAGACUUACCCAGAAAGACUCACAGCUGUAUUUGCUGCCAAAGGCCAUUCUAACUUGUAUUGACUCAGGGAUGUGAACUCUUAUCUAAAUGAGAUAUCUCUGUUUUCAAUACAUUUGCAAAAAUUUCUGAAAACAUGUUUUCAUUUUGUUGUUAUGGGAUAUUGUGUGUAGUGAAUGAGUAAUGAAUUCAGGCUGUAACAACAAAAUGUGUAAUAAGUUAAGGGGUAUAAAUACUUUCUGGCACUGUAGUUGCCUAAAGUACUCUAUGUCCAUAGAUUAGACUGUAAUGAUUAAAUGAUUCGAGGUAUUAUCAAAGUUUCCAAAGCAUCACAAUUCUUGGGAAGAGCGGAAGGUUUGGAAUGUUAGAUGGGGCACUGAUUCUGAUGUCACUUACACUGCAGUGUUAAUCAUGAAUAGAAGUAUGAAAUUGCAGCUAAUUGUCAGACUACUAUCCUACCUACCAUUAGGGAGCAGGGAGUUGCACUGAGUCAUCGGUCGUGUUUGUGUGAGAGAGCGAUACAGAGUGUGAAUGUGCUGAUAGGAUGCAUCAUGCCACCCUGUUGGUUGCUUCACAAGGGCACUGGAUACAAUACGGGCUGAAGUCUGCGGGCAUUUCCCUUGACAGAUUCAAAGGUAUUUCCUGACGUGUCACUACUAAGUGGGAAGAAAAAUGUAAAAGUAUGUUAAAGAAACAAUUUUGGGCAUUUCUUCUUUCAUUGGCAUGUCAAAUGAUUAUUAUUAUUUUUUUUGUAAUGUGUUAAUCAUAACAAUCUAUCCUUUCAUUCAUAUUGUCCACCCUAAAAUCAAUACAUUCAGUUUGUUUCAUGCUACACACUUCAUUGAGUAAAAACUUAAUGAUAAUGUUGAGAUGGAGCAGGAGUUUUUACAACUAAGCAUCCAUCUGAAUGAAGCCCUGCAUAUUCUGCUGAAGAUGUAACUGAGCUGGACCCUUGCUAGCUUGUUGCUAUAGGGAAGCUUGGUGUGAUUAUCAUAGCCCACACUAACAGAGAGUCAACUCAAAUGCCUGCGUUAACUAAAGCGUCCACCAUGUUCCCUCUGUAAGUACAGGGGAAAUCCCUGGUGUAAUGCAAUACAUCCCGUUAUGCAUGCACGCACGCACACACACACACACACAUCAGCCUCCUGCCUCUUACCAGCCAGCCUUACAUGGUAAUCACUUUGUGUCUGUACUGGUGCUAUUUUUUAAAUAAAGGAGGAAUUACAGAUUUGAUACAAACAGGCUGUCUUGAGUUCACGUGUGAACUGUGAUGAUUCGAUGACAUUCAUUACACUGUUCUGAUUAAGUGAAUGAUAUUUACAAUUUCUAUGUUACUUGUUUUUAAUGUCUGUACUGAUCUCGUUAUGCCAGUCCCCAGCAUAAUCUGUUGUUAAAAGGUUAUCUGAUUUGACCCCUAAGAGUUUCAUAUGCCUUUCCUUUCAAGGUUAGGAUGUGAUGACGUAGACCGCUUUAAAAAGCGUUCAAUAAAAGCCUGAUUUUGUUUGAGGACAGUUGAUGUUCCAGGUGAGCAUCUGUUUUACUGUUCCUCUGGGUCGUAUACAAGCUGAUAGACUAUCAAUGUUUGAUGUCAUAAAACUAUAAAGGUGUGGCAGUGUCUAUGUUGACACAAGUACAGACUACACUGAGUCACUCACACAUUAACAGACCCCCCCACCCUACAGGUCAAACAUUAGCUGUUGUGUCCUUGCUGAAUGAGACUGUGAUGACUUGGUUCCUUUCAUAUCUAUAUUGCUAUAUGACGUCAAAAUAUGCGCCUCCUUUUGUGCUGCGGUUUCACUUUGAAUCAUUGAUGGUAUGCUGCCGCCAUGCGUCAUAUAAGCUUCCCUGUAAACCACAAUGUACAAAACGUUCAGUUCAAUGUGCACACUCAGCACAGCUUCCAACACAAAGAGAGAAGUAGAGAGAAUGUGUACUUUUUUUCUUGGAGGGCACACAUGAAUCAGAGCUUUGAGAUUUGGCUUGAGCUGUGUUCAAGGGAAUCUUGUCUAGGUAUUUCUCCAAAUGUUUCAUUUAAUCUGAAAUGUGCACAUCUCUACUUCCGGGUGAGUCAACUGGCCCCAGCAGCACAAUGUUCAUCAAGCAAAUGUUUGUUAUAUCCUGCUCUGUAUAUUACAGAAAACUCAUAAGAACACAGUUAUUUCUUAAUGGGACAAGGGCUUACCGGUUGUAAUGCAAUAAUGGGGUGGCUUAAUCCAUCAUACAGUAGCUAUUUCAUACAGUAGCCAUCUUUAUGGUGAGGUUGUUGAUGUUGCGAAUGGUGAUGUUGAUAAUGUUGCGAAUAAGUGGGAGUCGUUGAAAUUUGGCAAUGCCAACAAGUGCAAGUGAGAACAUUUUGAAAUGGUGAAGCAAUCAGAAGAUGACACGUGCACUACCCGGGUGUUUCAUGCUGAUAGUGGUACAUUAUGUGUGCGAUGCUCUGUAUCAUCACUGUUACUGUGUCUCACUACAUGGGAACCACAGCAAACUUUUGAAAAGAUGCGUAAUUCUUAAACAUGACACAUUUUUCACCUUGUUGUUUUUGCUGUGUUUUACAGAUGGAUACUAUGAAAUGCUCAAGCUGUCAAAAUGACUUGAUGUAAUAAAUUAAAUAUGGAGUCGACAAAUCUGUUCAAA
Salvelinus fontinalis (brook trout) is the source of this 6072-nucleotide messenger RNA. Its product is annotated as proteasome assembly chaperone 1-like. Gene Ontology annotation, molecular function: proteasome binding. Lineage: Eukaryota; Metazoa; Chordata; Actinopteri; Salmoniformes; Salmonidae. Gene Ontology annotation, biological process: proteasome core complex assembly. The transcript has 7 exons. Gene Ontology annotation, cellular component: endoplasmic reticulum. The record is from RefSeq and is a predicted model, not a curated record. Bases 266 to 1081 code for a protein of 271 amino acids.